UUUGUUGCACAGUUUACUUCAUUCGACGGACGCUAACAGUAAGAACUAGGAGGCACCAUUUCCCAGAAGAGUUUCCAAGAUGACCAGGCUAGCAAUCCUAGUAUUACUGUUGACGUUCGCCAACUUCUCGUCAGCUUUCUUUUUAUUCAGAGGUAACUCCGGAAUGGGCUUAAACAACUACAACAGAGGACUAAGUAGUUGGCUAAUGAGUAGUUUGGGGGGAUUCGGGGGUUCAGAAGCAGGCGACGCCGGUGACAUCAUUGAACAGCAACAAGCCAAUCAAAGACGAUUCAACUCGUUUGGCGGAGGCGGAUCCUUUGGAAAUUUUUGGGGUGGCAGGGGAAGCGGAGGGUACAGAGGGUUCAAUAGCCCUUACUUCUUAAAUCCAUAUGGUUUUUCUCUCUUUGAUGCCUAAGAUCACCAGAAAUCCUCUUGAAUUAAAUGGCACUGCCUAAAGGACCAUGUGAUACACCUGAUAUCAUCAGUCUCUCGCCUGAAUUUAAACUCUGCCGAUAUUGCAUUGGUGUGGAAAUUUCUAAUCAGUGUGCAAUGUGACUAUCAAUGAAAAUCAUCAUGCCAUAUAUUUAUAUAUCAAUAUUUUUUGUCAAUCAUGUAUGGAUAACCUAUAAGGAAUAAAUAAAACAACAAAAUUUA
Magallana angulata is the source of this 654-nucleotide messenger RNA. RefSeq lists its product as uncharacterized. NCBI's taxonomy places the organism in Eukaryota, Metazoa, Mollusca, Bivalvia, Ostreida, Ostreidae. The record is from RefSeq and is a predicted model, not a curated record. The coding region runs from base 80 to 415 and encodes 111 amino acids. The transcript is spliced from 4 exons.